UGAUUCACUUAAGAUAAGAUAGAGAGUCAUUAUUGCCACUGUCUCUGGUGACACUGAUUAGUAAUCCAAUUAUUAAUCCAACAUCACCGUGCCGCGCAUUAUCACCAAUGUCCUUUACUACUGCCCAAUCCAAAUAUUAAUCGACUCAUUUUGUGUCUAUAAAAUCAAAGUAUGUUAUAUACCACCAUAUCUUAAACACCAAUGGAAGAUCAGCCUAAGAAGUUUCUUCACAUUGCUGUUUUCCCAUGGCUUGCUUUUGGUCAUAUAAUUCCAUUCUUUCAUCUUUCCAAACUCAUUGCUCAAAAGGGUCACAAAAUUUCAUUCAUUUCCACACCUAGAAACAUCAAACGCCUCCCUCAACUUCCUCCUGGUUUACAACCUUUCAUCAAAUUUGUAGAACUCCCACUUCCACAUAUAGAUCAACUACCUGAGAAUGCAGAAGCCACUAUGGACAUUCCAACACAUACUGUUCCAUAUCUCAAGAAAGCAUUUGAUGGUCUUCAACAACCUUUGACUCUAUUUUUGGAAACAUCCACUCCUGAUUGUAUCAUAUAUGACUUUGCACCUUAUUGGUUACCACCAAUAACAUCAAAGCUUGGCGUCUUAAGCAUCUAUUUCUCAACUUUUACUGCACUGGUUAUGUCUUAUGGAGUGGCACUCUUACUUCGAGGGGACAAUAUUCAAUCUGGUAGCCAUUUUGAACAAAAUGAAUCUGGUGUUCCCGACAUGUUUAGAAUGAAAGAAACUCUUUUUGGUGCUGAAUUUAUUGCUAUAAGAAGUUGCAUGGAGAUUGAGGGUGAAUCUUUAAAAUCACUUGAAAAUGUAUGCAAGAAAAAAGUGAUUCCAAUUGGAUUAUUGCCACCUUCACUAGAAUUCAGUGAAGAGAAAAAGGAUGAAAAUUGGGAUAUAAUCCUAAAUUGGUUGGAUAAACAAGAAAAGCAGUCAGUGGUUUAUGUUGCAUUUGGAAGUGAAGUGAUAUUAAGUGAUGAAGAAUUUAGUGAAAUAGCUAAAGGGUUGGAAUUAUCUAGUUUUCCCUUUCUUUGGAUUUUGAAGGACCAAGACAAACAUGACCGGUUUGUUGAGAAUGACUCAAAUAAGAAUGGAUUGAUUUGGAGUAAUUGGGCACCGCAGUUGAGAAUCUUAGCACAUGAGUCAAUUGGAGGAUUCUUGACACAUUGUGGUUGGAGUUCAGUGAUUGAGAGUCUUCAAGUUGGGUGUCCACUCAUUAUGUUACCUUUUCAAGAUGAACAAGGUGUAAAUGCUAGAGUUAUGGAUGAUAAGAUGGUGGGAGUAAAGGUAGAGAGAAAUGAAGGAAAAUUCAAUAGGGAUUCAGUGGCUAAGGCAUUGAGAUCAGUGAUGAUAAAGGAAGAAGGAACGAGAUAUAGAAGUAAAGCUGAAGAAAUGGGCAAGAUAAUUGGUGACAAGGAGCUUCACCAAAAAUAUAUAGAUGAAUUUGUUGAUUAUGUUGAGCUCAAUGUCCUUGCCUCUAAGCAUUAGCACUUAAGGUUCCUUUGCUCUUUCUGUCUUAAACGUUACCUAGGACAGAAUCAUAGGCACAAAUGUUUGUUUGUUUUAUUUUGUUUCAUUGUUGUAACUUGUAAUGUCAUCAUGGAUGGUGCUGGUAGGCACAAAGGUUUGUUUUAUUUUGUUUCAUUUCUGUAAUGUCAUUCUGGAUGAUGCUGGUUUUCUAAUUGAUGCAUUCAAAUAGAAAUAGAUGUUUGUUACGUUGUUCCAUGCUGCCUUUUCAAUAUGCAAUUUAAGCUUUAUCAUUCA
Molecule: messenger RNA, 1773 nt
Organism: Vicia villosa (hairy vetch)
Lineage: Eukaryota; Viridiplantae; Streptophyta; Magnoliopsida; Fabales; Fabaceae
Product: putative UDP-rhamnose:rhamnosyltransferase 1
Exons: 1
Coding region: 202-1497 (431 amino acids)
Molecular function (GO): UDP-glycosyltransferase activity
Source: RefSeq, a predicted model, not a curated record